GGGAUUGGCAUACGACUUUAUUGUCAAGUCUGCUCAUUUCUACGCGACUGAGUUUGAACGAAGAAUAAGCUUGGACUCCUUUGCCAACUUCGUUCAUAAGGAUAUUCUCGCAGCGAUGGAACUCGAUGGUGUGAUCACAAUGCGGCCUGUUGUCAUAUACAAGAACACCAGCGAAACGGAUGCCACGCUGUGUUUCACUGAGCUCAAAAACGGACUUGGAGAUGGUGGAUGUGAUCCCACCCACCAGGCAGAGGCUGAUUAUGUAUGUUUCUAUUCAGCAGAGCAGGUGAGAUGAAUUCUUCUGGUUUGGCCUGGCAAGCUGAGAUGGUUGCAGCAUCGGCCACUUCGGGCUGUUUCUUGUUGUCCUUCGUUCCUUGUCGGGAUUUCUGAGUGUAACAUGACCAUCUCUGGCGCCGUUUUCACAGAUCGCUUCAUUUCCCAACGUUUGACGGAGAACAUCUACCUUGGUGGAGGUCCGAGAUUAAACAACCAGGUGUACAAUGUUGCUCGGGCCUUACGUCUUUUGAAAGAAGGCAUUGCCGAUUUGCACGCCUACUAUUCCAGUCUUUUCCCCCUUCCCAACUAACCAUCGCACACUUUAAAGGGUCGUUUCGCUUCUUCUGCACGCGCC
Molecule: messenger RNA, 631 nt
Organism: Serpula lacrymans var. lacrymans S7.9
Lineage: Eukaryota; Fungi; Basidiomycota; Agaricomycetes; Boletales; Serpulaceae
Exons: 1
Coding region: 398-586 (62 amino acids)
Source: RefSeq, a predicted model, not a curated record